Messenger RNA from Vespa crabro (European hornet), 3696 nucleotides. It is a transcript of the gene hrg, whose product is annotated as poly(A) polymerase type 3. The record is from RefSeq and is a predicted model, not a curated record. Gene Ontology annotation, cellular component: nucleus. Bases 589 to 2406 code for a protein of 605 amino acids. The transcript is spliced from 12 exons. Gene Ontology annotation, molecular function: poly(A) RNA polymerase activity; RNA binding. Lineage: Eukaryota; Metazoa; Arthropoda; Insecta; Hymenoptera; Vespidae.
AAGCCGUCAGAGGACGCCAUGUUUAUAGUGUAGGUGGUGUAGUACAAGGAUACGUGUUAUUCAUUAUUUUCGACUAAAAAAAAGAAAAAAUAAGAAACCGUUACGUUAUUUAUUUACCUCUUUAAGGAUAGUAGAAGAAGUCUUGGGUGUUAACAGGGUGGCUUGAAGUGAACAGUGUGAUAUCACGAAAAAAAUUCGAAUAUUUUCUUUUAUUCGCGCAUUCGAAUGCAUGUCCGACGCGAACGAUCUACGAACUGCGGACAUCGUUCUUUAUGAAUUCUUGUUGCUUCCUUUUAAUUUGUUUACAACUUCUUCACAUUGGUUCGUGAUUAAGCGACAUCCUAAGAACCUGCGUUUUACGCUAGGAGUACAAUUACCUUUUCAGGAAUUGGCUGAGAUCAUUUAUAGGGGCCCUAUGCUUCCUUAAUGCAGGCAUUUCGGGUUUUUAUAACCUGACAACGCGAUCAAAAAGUUCGCUUUUUAUCUUCAACAUGUCUUUGUAUCUUUGACAGAACAAUAAGCGGUAAGAAUCAGGAACUCGCUGAUUCUUUUUAUCUCAUAAACCUUACAAGAAGUAAUACAUCCAAAAUGUGGCCAACCCAACCAGUUCAAUCUAAUACCAACAGUAUGUCCAGUGAAAAGAAUCUUCGUACACUAGGAAUGACAUCGGCUAUUAGUGUAGCUGAACCGAAACCUAGUGAUCUUAUCCGAACAAAUGAAUUGAAAGAAGCAUUAAAACCAUAUAACGUCUUUGAAUCUGAAGAAGAAUUAAAUCAUAGAAUGGAAAUAUUAAGCAAAUUAAAUGCUUUGGUAAAGCAAUGGAUUCGAAAUGAAAGUAUUGCUAGAAAUAUGCCACCUAAUGUUGCAGAUCAAGUUGGCGGAAAAAUAUACACUUUUGGUUCAUAUAGGUUAGGUGUUCAUCACAAAGGUGCUGAUAUUGAUGCCUUAUGUGUUGUCCCAAGGCACAUAAAUAGGUCCGAUUAUUUUUCAUCCUUUUUUGAUUUAUUGAAAAUGCAAGAAGAGGUCACAGAUUUAAGGGCUGUAGAAGAAGCAUUUGUACCCGUUAUAAAAAUGAAUUUUGAUGGCAUUGAAAUUGACAUGUUAUUCGCAAAGUUAGCAUUAAAAGAAAUCCCAGACACUAUGGAUCUCAGGGAUGAUAUGUUAUUAAAAAACCUUGAUCCGAAAUGCGUGAGAAGUUUAAAUGGAUGUAGAGUGACAGAUGAAAUCUUACGUUUAGUACCUAAUAUAGAAAAUUUCAGAUUGGCACUUAGAGCUAUAAAAUUAUGGGCUAAAAGACACGGAAUAUAUAGUAAUGUAUUAGGAUAUCUUGGUGGUGUGUCUUGGGCAAUGCUAGUUGCUCGUACGUGUCAACUUUAUCCUAAUGCUGUAGCUGCAACUUUAAUAGAAAAGUUUUUUCUUGUAUUCUCUCAAUGGAAGUGGCCACAACCUGUCCUCUUAAAACAACCCGAUACUGUUAAUUUAGGCUUUACUGUAUGGGAUCCAAGAGUACAUAUGUCUGAUAGAUAUCAUUUAAUGCCCAUAAUUACUCCGGCGUACCCACAACAAAAUUCAACAUUCAAUGUCUCCGCGUCAACCAGGACUAUCAUGCAAGAAGCCUUUGAAACUGGUUUAUCUAUAACGGAAGAAAUUAUUAUGGGAAAAGCGACUUGGGACAAAUUGUUUGAACCUCCAAAUUUUUUCUAUAAAUACAAACACUAUAUUGUAUUGUUGGCAAGAAGUUUAACACCAGAAGAUCAACUUGAAUGGUCUGGACUGGUCGAAUCCAAAAUACGUCAUCUAAUAGGAACAUUGGAAAGAAAUCCCCACAUUACUCUGGCACAUGUUAAUCCUGAAGCUUUCCCACCGUUGGAACCAGAGCCAGAGAGACAAUGUUCAAUGUGGUUCAUCGGUUUGCUCUUCGCGAGGAGUGAACAUUUAAAUGUUGACCUGACACUUGACAUAAAAUCAUUCGUAGAGGCAAUCGAAAGGCAAGCUGAAUUAAUAAAAAUGCUGAAGGAAGGCAUGUGGAUAGAAGCGAAGCAUGUCAAAAGGAGAGACUUGAACACAUACGUCUCUCCUUCAUUAUUAAAGAGAGAAAGAAAGGUGUCCGGUGGUGUUCACCGAAAUGGAAACAUCGCGGGCAACGGAAACAAUGGUGGCGUUUCCCCAAGAAACCAAGGAGAUCAGGUCACCAGUAGAAAGAGACCAUCGGAUCAAAGUCUCGAAACGUUUUCAAAAAAACGAAAAGUUAAUGAAAACGACCAACAAGUAACUCAGGGGGAAGACGGGUCGUUAGUGGUUCAAUCAUGCGGAGACGAUAGCAACUCUGGGUUUAGCUUGGAAGAAUACAAACAGACUCUAACAACUGCUAAGGACGUAAGACAUUGUACAUAUAAUGAACAAUAGACAUCAUAAAACAGGAUUAGGAAGGGCCUAUUAACGCAUCUACAGUGGCGCAAGAAGGAUAUGUAUGUACUUGACCACUAAAAAGUUACUACCUCACACCGAUCCACAGAUGUUCUUCUGGGCCAUCUAGACUGUAAGCACUUUUCACGCAAAACCAUCCACUGUUCACAAUAAGUGUCCCACGUUACAUAAAGCAAAGCAACAUUAUACAUUGAAGAAAGAAAAAACAGAAAGAAAUAAAGAAAGACAGACAGACCAGACAUACAACCAGGAUUAGCUACCCGUUGGAAUCGAUCGAUAAGCGAUUAUAUGUGAAAAACGCGCUAUAAUCUUAGUGUUUAUAGAAUUAUCGUCACGAGUCAAUGGGAGCAAUUAGGAACGAAAAAAGCCCGUACGAUUAUGCCAGUGUCAGUGUUUUCACUCGAUCGCUAAACAUAACGAUUUUGAUUUAAUGACUAAGUGAAAAUUUUAUCGCUGCCCUUCGGACUAAUAUUUUUAUUUUUUUAUUCCAUUUUGUACAUAUCUCUUAAGGUAUAUCUCUUGGCCGCAUAAAAAAGACAGUUCAAAGUCUAAGGAAAUGCAUUAAAGUAGAAGAAAAAUAGCAAUAUUACUUAUGCAAAGAGAAGUAUAUUCUUGUACACAAUACAUUUCUUUAGCUCAUAGAUUUAUAAGUACUCGUCUUUUUUCUGCUAUUUCUUAAAACGUGCCAAGCUUAUAAUUUAGCUUAAAAAAAAAAAAAAAAAAAAAAAAAAGAAAUAGAUAAAGAAAUAAAAGAAAUAAAUAAGAAAAAAAAAGCAAAAAAUAAAAAGAAAAAAUAUCUCUUGUAAAUAGUCAAAUAACGUCCUAUGAAAAGAAAAUUUAUAUUUCUAAAGUUGACAUUACAAAUAAUGUCUUAGCUUUCCUUUGUUGUUGUAACAAAGCUAUAACAUUAUUCGUGUCGCGUUUCAACUUUAGAAAUAUAAUGACACGAUGUUCUUUUCUUAAUUUAGUAUAAUUUGUAUAGAUAUUGCAGUGUAAGUUAAGAUCAAAUAUUAUUUUAUGUAAGCGCAGGUUUUUCCCCCCUUUUGUGUUUCUUUAUUUUCUAUGUAAUAUGGUCUCUACGAUGAAAUCGUCAUGCUGUGAUCAGAAAUCAUUGGCAUUGGCAUAAUACAUCCAUGUUUCAUUUACAGGAACUAUAAGUAUAAUAUUAUGUGAGCGAACUUCGUACGGUUCUGUAAAUGAAACAUCUUAAGUAGACCAUUGACUAUUUUGCUAAAUAUUCUGUUGCGCAAAUAAAUUUCAUAUAAAAUC